Messenger RNA from Durio zibethinus, 2325 nucleotides. Its product is annotated as lysM domain receptor-like kinase 4. Gene Ontology annotation, molecular function: protein kinase activity; ATP binding. Lineage: Eukaryota; Viridiplantae; Streptophyta; Magnoliopsida; Malvales; Malvaceae. Gene Ontology annotation, biological process: protein phosphorylation. The record is from RefSeq and is a predicted model, not a curated record.
AUGCCAAAGCUCCAUGCUCAACAAAGUUAUUCAGGAAAGGCGUCGAGGUAUUGUAAUGGAAGCGAUGAAACAGGCCCAUCUUCAGCUUUUCUUUACACUUGCAAUGGUGAAAAGCUAUCCUGCCAGGCCUUUCUGAUCUUCAAAUCCCAACCUCCUUAUGACUCAAUCACAACCAUCUCAAACCUUACAUCUGCGGAUCCAGUGGAGCUUGCCUACAUCAACAAUAUUUCACUUUCUACAAUCUUGCCUCCAUACAAAGAGGUGAUUGUUCCAGUGAAUUGCUCUUGUUCAGGUCAGUACUAUCAGGCCAAUACCUCUUACAUCAUUCCAACCAUGCAAGACACUUAUAAUUCGAUUGCCAACGAUACCUAUCAGGCGUUGUCCACCUGCAAUUCUCUUAUGAAGGAGAAUAGUGCUUCAAGUUUGCAUGCUGGUUUAGUUUUACAAGUACCACUUAGAUGUGCUUGUCCCACAAGCAAUCAAACUUUAAAUGGUACAAAAUUUCUAUUAACUUAUGUGGUUGACCGGGCGGACUCCAUCUAUAAUAUCAGUAAGAGAUUUAAUGCUAGUACAAGAAGUGUAGCUUAUGCAAAUGGAUUUGAUUUAGGUAAUACAAUUAUUUUUCCCUUUACAACAAUUCUUGUUCCAUUGUCAACCGAACCCUCAAGCUCGGAAACUAUAAUUCACUUUCCACCGCCACCCUAUUCUGCUCUCAUCACUCCAAUAAAUUUGAUCAAUACUUCAAGGAAAAGAUUUAGUGUUUGGAUUGGAAUUGGAAUUGGUAUUGGAAUUUCCUUGAUGGUCCUCGGCUUUUUUCUGUUGAUGGCCUUUCUACAUGAUCAUAAGAAGAAAACCAGGGAGGCCGCCAGAAAAAGUGAAUUGGGGGGAAAGAAAUGGGAGUUACCCAAGGAUUUCCUAGUUAGCAUAGAUCCAAGUUUGAAAGUUUAUGCCUUUGAAGAUAUAGAGGCGGCCACUGAAAAUUUCAGCCACAAAAACAAGAUGGGUGGUUCAGUUUAUUAUGGUGUUCUCAAUGGAGAAUUGCUGGCUAUAAAAGAAAUGAGCAAAGAUGUAGAUAAGGAGGUGGGUUUGCUGAAAAGGAUUAAUCAUUUCAAUCUAAUAAGCCUUCGUGGGGCUUGUGAGCACUCUGGUGUUUUCUACCUUGUUUAUGAGUUCAUGGAGAAUGGUUCUUUAAAGGAAUGGCUUCAAAAGAAGAGUUGUCAAAAAUUACAGAUUUGGAAUUAUAGGAUUCAGAUUGCUUUAGAUGUUGCUAAUGGGCUUCUUUACCUUCACAACUUCAUUACUCCAGCGUAUGUGCAUAAGGAUAUUUGCAGUGACAACGUGCUUCUCGAUGGAGAUUUGAGGGCUAAGAUAGCAAACUUCAGUCUUGCACGAUCAGCAGAAAGAGAAGAAAGCAGAAAAUCAUCAAUGUGGAGUUCUGUAGGAACAAAGUGUUACAUGGCACCUGAAUAUAUGGACUAUGGCUUGGUGACACCUAUGAUGGAUAUAUAUGCCUUCGGGGUUGUUCUGCUGGAACUGAUUACAGGAAAGGAAGCUGUUUUUAUGCAGGAUGAAAAGGAAGUGUUAUUAUCAGAAGCAAUAUUAACAAUUAUGAAAGGAGAAAAUGCAUUGGCUGAACUUGAUCGUUUAAUAGACCCUAGCCUGAAAGGACACUUCUCGAUAGAUCUUGCGCGUCGAAUGAUGAAAUUGAGCAUUGACUGCUUGGCAGAAGAACCAGAAAGCAGACUGAGCAUGGCUGAAGUAGUUUCAUAUCUGUUGAGGAUUCAACUGGAUGCACAGCGAUCAGAAGAACAUUUUUCUUCAUAAUGGCGUUAAAAGCAGAAAUCAAGUGUAAGUAGUAAUCUCCUUUAUUCCAGUUUCAGAAAUGCACACCUGAAAUGUAACAAUCUUAAUUCUUCUGUAAAUUGUUUACGUAGAUUAUAUGAACCUUGUUGAUGGUAUUUUCGGUUGUGAUGACGUGGAGCCCAGCUGGAGCAUGAUCUGGAAGCGGAAAGGACCUGCAAGAAGGAAGCACGGUCAGGGGCACCGGAGUUUGGACUCCGGAGCAUGCUCAGACACUUAAGUCAACCGAAAAUGCCAUCAACAAACCUGUUUUGAGGUUUAACCAUUGGACUAUUGCUUUUUCAUUCACAUAAAUCAACCCCCGUUUGGCAAAAUAAAUUAUAGGUUGGUUAUUACAUAAAGUGAACCUAUGGAUUUUCUGCAACACUUAAAUGAGCUACGAAUGGAAUGAUGAUUUGAGCAAGUUCUGUUUUUAUGCCUGAAGCCUAAGAGCCUUCCAAUGUCUCAAAAGAUGAAUGAAUAAGA